Pipistrellus nathusii (Nathusius's pipistrelle) is the source of this 1548-nucleotide messenger RNA. The record is from the annotation of a GenBank genome assembly. Lineage: Eukaryota; Metazoa; Chordata; Mammalia; Chiroptera; Vespertilionidae.
AUGUACAAGAGGAAUGGUCUGAUGGCUAGCGUGUUGGUCACCUCCGCCACUCCACAGGGCAGCAGCAGCUCAGACUCUCUGGAGGGCCAGAGCUGCGACUAUGCCAGCAAGAGCUACGAUGCCGUUGUCUUCGACGUCUUGAAAGUGACUCCCGAGGAGUUUGCUAGCCAGAUCACACUAAUGGACAUCCCUGUGUUUAAAGCCAUCCAGCCGGAGGAACUAGCCAGCUGUGGAUGGAGUAAGAAGGAGAAACAUAGUCUCGCCCCAAACGUUGUGGCCUUUACCCGGAGGUUUAACCAGGUCAGCUUUUGGGUUGUACGAGAAAUUCUAACAGCACAGACUUUAAAAAUAAGGGCAGAAAUCCUGAGCCAUUUUGUGAAAAUAGCCAAGAAACUCCUAGAACUCAACAACCUUCACUCUCUCAUGUCUGUGGUGUCGGCAUUACAAAGUGCGCCCAUCUUCAGGCUGACAAAGACCUGGGCUCUUUUGAAUCGAAAAGACAAGACCACCUUUGAGAAGUUGGACUACUUGUUGUCUAAAGAAGAUAAUUACAAGCGGACUCGGGAAUACAUCCGAAGCCUGAAGAUGGUUCCUAGUAUUCCAUACCUAGGGAUCUAUCUUCUGGAUUUAAUCUAUAUUGAUUCUGCAUAUCCUGCCUCAGGCAGCAUUAUGGAAAACGAACAAAGAUCCAAUCAGAUGAACAAUAUUCUCAGAAUAAUCUCAGAUUUACAAGUCUCCUGCAGCUAUGAUCACCUCACAACCCUGCCCCACGUGCAGAAGUACCUGAAGUCUGUGCGCUACAUCGAAGAGCUCCAGAAGUUUGUGGAAGACGACAACUACAAACUGUCGCUCAGAAUUGAACCCGGAAGCAGCUCUCCAAGACUUGUCUCUUCAAAGGAAGAUCUUGCAGGCCCCUCCGCCAGCUCCAGCUCUGCAAGGUUCAGCCGGCGGCCUACCUGUCCUGACACAUCUGUGGCUGGCAGCCUCCCCACACCCCCGGUCCCAAGACACAGGAAGAGCCACAGCCUGGGCAACAACAGGGGACGUCUUUAUGCCACGCUGGGGCCCAACUGGAGGGUUCCAAUCCGGAAUUCUCCCAGGACGCGGAGCUGCGUCUACAGCCCCACCGGCCCCUGCAUCUGUGCGCUGGGGAGCUCGCCGGCCGUGCCCACCAUGGAGGGGCCUUUGAGAAGGAAGACUCUGCUCAAGGAAGGACGGAAGCCCACGCUGUCAUCCUGGACCAGGUACUGGGUCAUCCUCUCAGGAUCCACCCUCCUGUUCUACGGAGCCAAGUCCUUGCGGGGCACAGACAGAAAACACUACAAAUCCACGCCUGGCAAGAAGGUCUCCAUCGUGGGCUGGAUGGUGCAGCUGCCCGAUGACCCCGAGCACCCGGACAUCUUCCAGCUGAACAACCCUGACAAAGGCAAUGUUUACAAGUUUCAGACUGGCUCCCGGUUCCAUGCAAUACUGUGGCACAAGCAUUUGGACGAUGCAUGUAAAAGCAACAGGCCUCAGGUACCUGCAAACCUCAUGUCAUUUGAGUAA